CUUCCAAACAUCCACCCCCCAGAGCGUCGAGAAGCUCCAGGGAAAAAAACCGAUUUGACCUGUCAAGAAGAACACAGAACUGCCAAAACGGCAUCUAUUCUAUUUGACGAACCAUCUAAUAUCAAUCCCUUCUACUCAUCCUACUUUGCUUAAUCGCCACCAUGAAACUACGUUUUCAAACCAAAGCCUCACAACCCAUCACCACCACUAUACUUCCACCUGAGCUUCGACUUAUGAUUCUAGAAGAGCUAGCUUCCCAUGAUGAAAAACAUCAUAUGGCCAGUUGGGCUAGUGUUUCGAAAGAAUGGCAAAGCUUUUUUGAGCCGUUACUCUGGCAAACAUUAACCUUUCGACCCUCGAUUUCCAGAUCAGGCUUUCUGGGCUUCCAUCGGUUUAUCAAAGGUUACCGAAAGUCUUUGGUCAAAAAGAUUCGACUUCAUGUAAGGAUGGAGGAAUACGCUUGCGAACAAUGCGAUCGACUUGGAGGUCCGGACAGAAACAUUCGAAUUCUGAAGAGGAAUAAGACGAGGUUCUCUGCCAGCCUAGAAUACCUUUUCCAUUUCCUUGCUGAUUGGACCGGGGAAACUUCAGGAACUGGGAUUACGCUUGAACUGGGAGCUAUCUGGACCAGUGGCAGUCAUUGUCUUCACAGUCAGUCCCCCAGGUACUCGCCGACCAGUCCCUGGUUGCGAAGUCUCAGCAAACUUUGCCUCGACAGAUGGAUCCCCCUUCCGAAGGCCCCUAUCAUUACUGGAUUAUCCUUCGACCAAACCCUUCGUCAGAGCAUUUCUGCUUCAUUAAUACUUAGUAUGUUGGAGAGCUUACCAUGUCUCAAACAAGCUAACUAUGAGUCGCAACUUAUAAUUGAGCAACUUGCACCAUAUAUAUCAGAGGCACAAAAAUCAAUCCUAUUCCAGUAACUAAAUAGAAAGAGUGAAACAUAGCGAAUAGCCACAUAAGAACAUCAAUCUUCAAGGAUAUAUAAAGACUGAAUUGAAUAUUGUCU
Molecule: messenger RNA, 1006 nt
Organism: Colletotrichum navitas
Lineage: Eukaryota; Fungi; Ascomycota; Sordariomycetes; Glomerellales; Glomerellaceae
Exons: 1
Coding region: 162-920 (252 amino acids)
Source: RefSeq, a predicted model, not a curated record